CUCCCAUUCGAUGCUUGUCCGAUGCUAUGCGUACAUGCGUGUAUGUGCGCGACCGAAGCAGAUUUGACACUAUCUAACCGCGCUGCCGCGAGAACCAGAGAGCAACAAGAACACUCACACGAGUGUCAACGGGAGCCAGACACCGCGACAUAGAGGGCUGACUUGGCAAAAAGGAGACGAGCGCUGUGAGAAUCAGUCAUGGCCUCGAAGUUCAAUCCAAAUGUCCUCUAUGUCCGGGAGCCUCGGGAGUCCCUAACCUCUCCGGACCCUCAAGCCGAGGCCGGUGACGAAUCAUCGGACAGCGACGGGGAACCCGAGGAGACCUCGCACAAACUCAUCCGAAAAGUGUCCACCUCCGGUCAGAUCCGAGCCAAGAAAAGUGUGAAGGAGGGCCUUCUACUCAAGCAGACCAGUUCUUUUCAGAGAUGGAAGAGGCGGUAUUUCAAACUGCGAGGCAGGACUCUCUACUAUGCCAAAGAUUCAAAGUCUCUUAUAUUUGAUGAGGUUGACCUCUCAGAUGCCAGUGUGGCUGAGACCAGCACCAAGAACAUCAACAACAGUUUCACAGUCAUCACUCCGUUCCGUAAGUUGAUGUUGUGUGCAGAGAGCAGAAAGGAGAUGGAAGACUGGAUCGGUGCUCUGAAAUCUGUGCAGAAAUGGGAGACUUACGAGGCCAGUCAGUUCAACAUGGAGCACUUCUCUGGGAUGCAUAACUGGUAUGCCUGCUCUCACGCUCGCCCCACCUUCUGCAAUGUGUGUCGAGAGGCUCUGCCCGGUGUCACCUCCCACGGUCUUUCCUGCGAAGUGUGUAAGUUCAAAGCCCAUAAGCGAUGCGCCAUACGAUCCACAAAUAACUGUAAGUGGACCACGCUGGCGUCCAUAGGAAAUGACAUCGUCGAGGAUGAGGAUGGUGUGUCUAUGCCUCACCAAUGGCUGGAGGGGAACCUGCCGGUCAGUGCUAAGUGUGUGGUGUGUGAUCGAAACUGUGGCAGCGUCCGCCGACUACAGGACUGGCGCUGCCUCUGGUGCAAAGCCAUUGUACAUAACAGCUGUAAAGAGCAGUUGGGGAAGGUCUGUCCUCUGGGUCAGUUUAAGGUUUCCAUCAUCCCGCCCACUGCACUUAACAGCAUUGACUCUGACGGCUUCUGGAAGGCCACCAGUCUGUCCUGCUUGAGUCCUCUGCUGGUGCUGGUGAACAGUAAGAGUGGUGAUAAUCAGGGCGUCAAGUUCCUCCGCAAGUUUAAGCAGCUGCUGAACCCGGCCCAGGUUUUUGACCUCAUGAACGGUGGGCCACAGCUGGGGCUACGUCUCUUCCAGAAGUUUGAGACUUUCCGUACCCUGGUGUGUGGUGGUGAUGGGAGUGUGGGCUGGGUUUUGUCUGAACUGGACAAACUCGGCCUGCACAAGCAGUGUCAGCUGGGCGUAUUGCCGCUGGGAACAGGAAAUGACCUGGCGCGUGUGCUGGGCUGGGGCGGGCUCUGUGAUGAUGAUGCUCAGCUGCUGCAGAUACUGGAGAAACUGGAGAGAGCUACGACCAAGAUGCUGGACAGAUGGAGUGUGAUGACCUAUGAAGUGCCCACCAAACACACUCCAGCGAUCGUAAAGGAGGAGGACUCAUCAGACUGCCCCCUACAGAUUACACAAUAUGCUGAUUCUGUUGCCACUCAUUUAACCAAAAUCCUGGACUCCGACAAACACAGUGACGUCAUAUCAUCUGCCAAGUUUCUGUGUGGGACAGUUAAUGAUUUUGUGGCAGAGGUCGGAAAAGCUUAUGAACGGGCCACAGAGAACAAGGAUGAGGCUGAUGUUAUGGCAAAAAAGUGUGCCAUGCUGAAUGAGAAGCUGGACUCUCUAGUAAAGGCUCUAAGCGAAGACGCCAGUGCCCAGUUAGUACCGGCCGGGUCCAUGUCACCUGAGGAGGAUGACACCGAUCAGACCAGAGCCUUCAGAUCAAGAGAGCAGCUCAUGCUGAGAGCCAACAGCCUGAAGAAAGCACUCCGACAAAUCAUAGAUCAGGCUGAAAAAGUGGUGGAUGAGCAGAACAGACACACCCAGAUCCAGAGGAUGUCAUCCUCCUCAUCAAUCAAAAGAGGCAGCAGUGAAGACCUCAAGGAGGGGGAGCCACGUCAAAACACAUUAAGUCCAACCACCACAACCCCUAUUUUACUGGAGAAGUCAGAGAGCUUCAACACUGUGCUUUUCUCUGAAGAUUCUGUGCAAUGCACAGAAAAGUGUGUUAUGAAUAACUAUUUUGGCAUAGGGCUGGACGCCAAAAUAUCUCUAGAGUUCAACAACAAGAGAGAUGAACACCCAAAAAAGUGCAGCAGUCGCACUAAAAACAUGAUGUGGUAUGGAGUACUAGGGACCAAAGAACUGGUGCAGAAAACCUACAAAAACCUGGAACAAAGAGUCCAGCUAGAGUGUGAUGGAGUUCCCAUGUCCUUGCCGAGUCUACAGGGUCUUGCUGUUCUGAACAUCCCCAGCUAUGCAGGAGGCAUUAACUUCUGGGGUGGCACCAAAGAGGUCAAUAAUUUUGGGGCGCCUUCAUUUGAUGAUAAGAAGCUGGAGGUGGUGGCUGUGUUUGGCAGCAUGCAGAUGGCCAUGUCUCGAGUCAUCAACCUACAGCAUCACCGCAUUGCCCAGUGUCGGCAGGUAAAAAUCAUCAUUCUGGGUGAUGAAGGUGUACCGGUGCAAGUGGACGGAGAGGCCUGGAUUCAGCCACCUGGCAUUGUUGAAAUCAUCCACAAGAACCGAGCGCAGAUGCUCACCAGAGAUCGGGCUUUCGAGAGCACACUGAAAUCAUGGGAAGACAAGCAGAAAGGUGACAGCCGGCCAGCCCGCCCACGACUGAACUCCCAGCAGUCCAUGGAGUAUCUGACUGAAGAGGAAUGCGCUCAGGUCCAACAACUUGGCUUAGUGGCCGACGCACUCAUAAACAGGAUUCGGGAAGUAGCGAAGACUCAUAAGGUGGUGGAGCAGGAGUUGGCUCAUGCUGUGAACGCCAGUGCUGCGGUGCUGAGUGAAGCCUUCCCCUCUAAACCCUCCAGCCCUGAGGGUUUAAGUCGCAGUACAGCAGUAGACAUUGUCAACAGCAGUAAAGUCCUCCAGCAAGAGACCAGGAUGCUGUUAGAGGGAAAACUACUGAAUUUGGAUUCUUCUCAACAAGAGGAUCUUCUCUCUAUGGUGGACAGUCUCAGCACUGAGUUACACAAGCUGGAGGACAUCCACUGGAUCUGUCCCAGCAUGCAGUGCUCUGAAGAGGAAUCAUCCCGUGUAAGUGGUAAAAGCAGUAUGAAGCUGAAAAUUAUGCCUAAAGGGAAGAAAGAGAGAGAGAGGUUACAUAAGCAGCGGUCUAACAGCUCUCUCUCAGGAGCUUGGGAUAUCAAGGGUGGGGCGAGUGAUGUGGACCCUGCGGGCAACUGAAAAGCUAAAGUUGUUUGCCACACCUCUGCUGUGAGGACACACCCUGCCACGGGAUGCUGCUUUAUGCCCAGAGAGGGAGGACAUGAGACCACCCUCCCUCCCCCCCCAGUGUUCGUGAGCUUUCUUUGGAUGGGCACGGCCCUGCUCUGCAUUACUGUUGUGGUUUUGUUCUCUGUGGUUAUGCUCUCUGCCUGCUGAUGGUUUGAAGUCAUGGGAAACACUGGUCAGCAAAAAGCAAGAGUGGACCAAAACUCGCAGAAUCCUUCCACUCUCUCUGUAUUUUCAACAAUGCAGCUCCCAUGCAUGAGUUAAAUCGUUUUCUGUUUUUACCUUAUUUUAUUAUCUUGCUACCUUUUUUCCUUUUCUUUGUAUUCAAGCCAUCAGACACAAACUAUAAACUCUUUUUUUUCUCCAAAGAAAAAGACUCAGAAAGACUUCUCAUUUGCCCCGUCCUGUCGCCAUCUGAACAACAAGGAAGUAACAAACAAAAUCUUUCAAAAAAAUUAUUGAAAUGAAGACUAUGAAACAAACGUGCAAAAAAGGAGUAUCUUAAAGAAUGAAUGUAUUGUGGACCUGUAUUAUUUGAGUAGUUAGAAAUCUGCAUUUAGUCUCUGUAUCUCUCUAUCGGAAGACCAUGUAGGUUUCUGCAUGCCUUUCAUGCCCUUAAGCAGAAAAAAGGUCUGUUUUCUCUCGGAUCGUCAGCCAAGUUGUGAUGGUGUAUCACUAGUGUGUCAAUUGAGCUGUUGUUCUAGAAGCUUCAGUGCCGUAAAUCUUGUGCCAAGUUAGUAAAUGGAGCGCAGUGGUUUAAAGUGAGCUGUUUCUUUGACUAGCUGUUUUGACUUUUUUUCUGCAGGGAAUCUUGUAAGAAAAUUAUGCCGUAUGUCAUACAUUUCAAGAUGUAUUUUAUCUCGCCUUGCACUUUAAUAUAGAAAACAAAUCUUUUAAAAAAGCUAACUUAAAGGUUGUGUGUUUUGCUUUGUUUUGUUUUAGCAAAUGAAAAAUGGUAACCCAUUCAUAGAAAACCUAUGAGUUGUUACAUAUGACGCAAUAUAUAAUCAAACUUUAUGAAUGUUAUAAGGGUUCAAUCUUACCGUAAACCCAGAGGUGAAGGAAAACUUGAACUUUUAUCUUAAUAGUGCCUAAUAUAUGGUUUUAUCAAGACUCAAAUGGUACAGUGUAACAUUUAAAAUGAGUACGCAAAAGGAUAUACACUUAAUAUUGGACAACUUGUUUUCUUGAUGGUUGUGAGCCAAAGUCUAGAAGUAUUGCUCUGUUAAAAAAAAAAAAAAAAAAAAAAAAAAAAUCAAUUGUGGUGUUAAUAUGAAAGUUUGAUGGACAGUCUAGUUGCCGACAGUCUCCCUAAAAACUGGACUGUAUUUUUUAUUUAUAUUUUUUUUUUCCUUUUUGCAUGUGUUGAAAGUUCCUCAUCAGUGAUGAAUUGUUGCCGUGUGCUAUUCAAUUUUGAUUUACAUUUGCUUUUGGGCAGAAAAACUCAUUUUAUCAUCACCACUUAUCAGGACAUUGAUUGUGACUGUGUAAAUCAGGUACAAGCGGAAGGCAAUGCUUUUAUGAACAGAACAUUUAUUUUUUAAUUUUUCUUGAAACAGAAAAAGAACCAAAACAGAAGAGAUUGACCUCUUUUUGCUGGUACCCAGUUCUCUUCAUUUUAAGACUACUGUUUACUUUUGAAAUGUAUUAUUUAUCUUUUUUAAUUAUUUUAAAUAUUUUUGCCAUAUGGUUUGCAGUUAAGCUUUCAUGGCCCUGGACCCUUUUUCUGACUGCAAACGCCACUACUUCAGGAUUGUUGCUGUUGACUUAAAAAAAUAAAGUGUGGCCAUUGCUGUUU
Myxocyprinus asiaticus (Chinese sucker) is the source of this 5269-nucleotide messenger RNA. Its product is annotated as diacylglycerol kinase delta. Gene Ontology annotation, molecular function: ATP-dependent diacylglycerol kinase activity. Gene Ontology annotation, biological process: intracellular signal transduction; diacylglycerol metabolic process; lipid phosphorylation. NCBI's taxonomy places the organism in Eukaryota, Metazoa, Chordata, Actinopteri, Cypriniformes, Catostomidae. Bases 199 to 3423 code for a protein of 1074 amino acids. The transcript is spliced from 29 exons. The record is from RefSeq and is a predicted model, not a curated record.